Molecule: messenger RNA, 1702 nt
Organism: Melopsittacus undulatus (budgerigar)
Lineage: Eukaryota; Metazoa; Chordata; Aves; Psittaciformes; Psittaculidae
Product: LETM1 domain-containing protein LETM2, mitochondrial
Exons: 7
Coding region: 50-838 (262 amino acids)
Biological process (GO): intracellular monoatomic cation homeostasis
Cellular component (GO): mitochondrial inner membrane
Molecular function (GO): ribosome binding
Source: RefSeq, a predicted model, not a curated record
CCCCUCCUGAUUUUCAAGUGGAAUUCCUGAUUUCUCUUUUGUUUCCUAAAUGAAGGAAGAGAAGCAGAAGAAGAGGUUAAAUGCAAAGCUGGAGUUAGCCAAGUUCCUGCAGGAAACCAUUGCAGAGAUGGCCAAAAGGAACAAAGUGGAAUCAGCACAAGGGAAACAAUUCUCCUCUUAUGUGCACCAGAUCCGUCACAGCGGCCACCAGCCCAGCACCCAGGACAUCGUGCGCUUCUCCAAGCUCUUUGAGGAUGAGCUUACCCUGGAGCACUUGGAACGGCCUCAGUUGGGGGCUCUUUGCAAGCUGCUUGAGCUGCAGCCCAUUGGCACCAACAACCUGCUCCGCUUUCAGCUCCUGCUCCGGCUCAGAACCAUCAAGGCAGAUGAUGAGCUGAUUGCCAAGGAAGGAGUCAAUGGCCUGAGUGUGUCCGAGCUGCAGAGCGCAUGCAGAGCCAGAGGGAUGCGGUCACUGGGUCUCUCAGAGGAGCAACUGAAGGAACAGCUCAGACAGUGGCUGGAUCUGCAUUUGAAAGAGAAUGUUCCACCUUCUCUGCUCCUGCUUUCCCGUGCCUUGUACUUGAUAGAUACAAAGCCACAACCUGUUCCAGGUCCCCCAAAGCAGAGAGGUGAAACUGCUGCGAUCACGACCUCCACUCCCGAAGGCCAAGAGACCCUGAUGGAUCCUGCCCCUGUUGUACAGGGAGGAAAGGAUGAAGAGGUUGUAUCUCAGCCAACAGAGCAAUUGCCAGGCUCGGAAGUACCAGCGAAGCCUCCCCCACAACAGACUCAAAUGGAAGCAUCUCGGAGCAGCAAAGCCGGCGCCAAUGGAGCAUAGCCUGGAGCCAGUGAGGACUGUGGGAUACUGGGAGAGAAGAGCUGUUCCCUCUGCCCCUCCUUAGAAGGAAAGAGGGAUUUUCCCAGAGGAUGCAUCACCCACAGAGGUGGCAGCAGCACUUGGGGGCCUCUCUGUCUGCUCCAAGCUUACUGGCACUUACCUGGAUGGCACCAGCUCCUCUAUUGUACUGGAUCCCCCCCCCAGGUCUAACUUAUGGUACGUUAACAGUGAUGCCACUGUCAGUGCUGUUACUGAGGGGGGGUGUCUGUGCUCUUAAACCUCAGGAAAGACAACUCUUCAUUGCACUAAAGCCCAGAAUGAGCUGCUCUGGAGCUCUGGGAAAGCCUGGUGUACAGUGUGAGACCUCCAUCCCCAGGGCCUGCAGCUCAUCCGGCUGCUGCAGCUUUCCAAGCUCCUGAUCCCAGCAUGGAUUAAGCAAUAAGCAGUGCACAGAGUGUCCUCUGUCGCUGUUGUGUUUCACUGUCCCGGGUGUACCAAUGUGAAUGGGAGCAGCACAGGGAUGCCAGCACCCUCUUCAGUGCUGUGGCUGAGCUUAACUGGUCAGGAGGACCUAAGGACUUCCUGGACAAAGAGCAGGGCUGUGAAGAGGAUGACUUCACUGCUGGACCAAUGUAACCUGCAGCAAGUCCAUUAAACCUUAUCAGGCUCAGAGCUGCACAUGAGUGCACUUGGACCCCCUGUGCUGCACAAAGUGAUGCUUCACACACUCUGAUGCUGACUGAUUCUGGAAGCCUCUAUGGGAGGAUGCUGAGAAGCUGGUUUUAACAUUUAAAUGAUUUUUACUUGUCCUAUAUCUUCAGCAAUGACUCAUAUGAUGGGUUUUAAACAUGUAUUUAUACUUAA